AUGCUCGCAAAGAGCAUCGACGCCAAGGUGCGGCCUUUGGCCAACACCAGCCUCGAGAAGUCGAGUCUCAUCGGCGCCGCACGCAUCUACGUGAGCAAGGAUACGAUGCUCUCGCUCAACGGAAACCUCGAGAGCGGCAAGCACUGCAUUGUCACGAGGCUCGAGAACCCCCGCGAGGCAAAGGAGGAUGGUCCCCGAGAGGAGCUCCAGCGGGAGGCGUCGCUGUGGAUUCUGCCUGAGAAGAACUUGAGCCCCAACGUCGUGAUGAUGACCAGGGCUUUUCAGGAUGCGACGGGGUUCAAGAUCGGCGACCCUGUGCGCAUCGCCCUUGCGGGGACGACGCCUGAUGCAGAGGAGAUUGUUGUUCAGGAUGCUACUGAGAAGACUGAGAAGACAGCGAACGAUAUUGAGAGUAUGAAGAGGCAUGAAAAGGAGGCCCGAUAUCCUCCUUCAUGGGAGGCAUCUCUCGCUUGUGCUCUCGCUCGUGCUGAUCAAGUCUAUCCUGGCAUGGUCCUAGAAGCAAUUCUUUCUAGCAAAUAUCGACGAGCUUUCAAGGUCGUAUCCGUCAACUCUCAAACCAACAGUCUGGCCCGUUUCAACAAUGCCUCAUCAGCCAUUCGCAUUUCCGACGGGAACGAGCCAGAAGCUGAAGUCAACGGCCAGGCAGGCGGUGACCUUAUCGUGACGGGCGUUCCUGGAAUGGGAACCCAGGUCGAGGCCCUCAACACCUUCCUCGAUGCCUUCACAAGACCAUUCUACUUCAAGGGCGAGCAGAAGUCAUGCGGAUUUGUCAUUCACGGCGGUCAAGGUACCGGCAAGACCUUCUUCCUGGAACGUGUGGCGGCGACAAAAUGGGGCAGGGUUCAUUGGAUCAAGCCAUCGGAAAAGAUUGCUGCCAUCAGAGAGACGUUCAAGCUGGCCCAGAGCCAACAACCAAGCAUGAUCCUCAUCGAUGACUUUGAGGCCCUGAUUAACAAGGAUCGGUCUAAUCGAGACACAGUCAUUGAUACUAUCGCCGAGGAGCUGGACCAACUCUCUGCCAUUGCAUCAUCAAGCACCGCCAUGCCUCAGGUCGUGGUGGUCGCGACCUGCACCGAUUAUCUUACAGACAUCCCGGCCAAGCUCCAGAAAACCCGUCGUUUCAGUGGAAACGUCGCCCUACCUAUUCCCAGAACCUCUGAGCGUCUCGAGAUCCUGAACUACUUCAACCCCCCUGUCAGAUCCGAGGAGAAGCAGAACCUCCUGUUGGAGUUGGCCCAACGAACUCACGCCUACAGCCCCCAGGACCUGGACAAGCUUGUUUCAAACGCUAUACAAGGUGCUGCCCGUCGACUUCGGAAAUCGGGCGCCGAUCCCUCGGUCGAGCAGGAAUAUUUCCUCGAACAGACGGAUCUGGAGCACGCAAGACAGGCCACUCGACCUACCGCCAUGCGCGAUAUCAAUCUCAACCCUCCAACCAUUCACUGGCAAGAUGUCGGUGGUCAAGAUAUCCUGAAGAAGGCGCUGAACCGCAUGAUCAGAUAUACCAAGCAUCCCGAGCGUUCUCUUCGUCCUCCACCAAAGGGCCUCCUUCUAUAUGGUCCUCCAGGUUGUUCCAAGACCCUCUCAGCACAAGCUGCCGCUACCGAGUCCGGUUUCAACUUUUUUGCCAUCAAGGGCGCUGAGCUCCUGAACAUGUAUGUCGGCGAGACUGAACGUGCAGUUCGCACUCUCUUUGAACGUGCCCGCAACGCCUCUCCGUCCAUCAUCUUCUUUGACGAGAUCGACUCCAUCGGUGGUUCACGUACUGGUGGCUCAGGAACUCGCAGCACAGGCGGCGUCAACAUCCUCACCACCCUCCUCACUGAGAUGGAUGGCUUCGAGGCUCUCUCAGGCGUGCUUGUGCUCGCAGCCACUAACCGUCCCGAGGCUAUGGACCCUGCCCUGAUGCGUCCCGGCCGUUUCGAUCAGGUGCUCUACGUUGGACCCCCGGAUGCAUCUGCUCGCGAGGCCAUUUUCAACGUGCACCUCCGCGGUCUACCCCUCGCCCCUGAUGUCGACAUCUCGGACCUUUCGGCUCGUUCAGAAGGCUACUCUGGCGCUGAGAUCAAGUCCAUCUGUGAUGGAACAUACAUGCUGGUGCAGGAACGGUUUGAUGAUGACGAGACGAACAAGCUCGAGUUGAACAUGUCGGACUUGGUGACGGUGCUGGAGAGGACGCCACGCAACAUUACGAAGCAGAUGAUUGACGGGUAUGAGAUGUGGUCGAAACAGUUCAAGAAGGUCUAA
This is a messenger RNA of Fusarium keratoplasticum, 2268 nucleotides long. RefSeq lists its product as uncharacterized. Gene Ontology annotation, molecular function: ATP binding; ATP hydrolysis activity. Lineage: Eukaryota; Fungi; Ascomycota; Sordariomycetes; Hypocreales; Nectriaceae. The coding region runs from base 1 to 2268 and encodes 755 amino acids. Gene Ontology annotation, cellular component: cytoplasm. The transcript is spliced from 3 exons. The record is from RefSeq and is a predicted model, not a curated record.